AAAACCCAACCGCUUCGCAAAGUUUGACACCUCAUAACAGCCCUAACUUGCUCAGCUGAAAUAGACACUUCACAAAAUGAGGUCAACCGUCAUCGCCUUAUGCUUUGCAUCGGCCGCAGCUAAUCCUCUUGGCCUCAUUUCGCCUACGGCGGAUACUCUCGUUCCCCUUCCAUCUCCUGUCAUCCCGAGUUACGCGGUUCUCAACCGUUAUUGUGAGGAUGCCGGUUCCGAUGCUGUAAGUUUGUCGACUAUUCUUCGUGUCUCGUUCGCAUCUUUCUAUAGCAUUGGCGGCUAUACCUUACCAGUAGCUCCUUUGAUAUUACAUAUGAUAUUGCUCUAGAUGGCUGAACUCAAGUUGCAUCUACUAAUACUCUUUUAGUAUGUCGGAGUCCAAUACGCUAAUGGUGUGAUAACCUCCUACAAUUUCGGCGAAUGUUAUCCUUACACCGUGAACGGCAGUGCCGCAUUGGCCGCCGUCUUUUGCAAAAGUGUAACUUGCAAAAACUGCGCGUAUGUCUCAACUCUAUCUCUAAUGGCUACUACUUUGACAUGCUGACAUGUGGUGAGCAGGGGUGAUAAUUGCACCGAUCCAAAUCUUACGCUCACGGUCCCCAGAAGUUCGGUUUUGGUCAAUCCAUGGGGACUCCUGACAACGGUACUAGGAAAAGGAGCAAUAUGUCAAAAACCGUCGCUGUCCUUACCGGUCAGAUCCUCUGAUGGACCUGGACUUUCCCUUGGGGACAAUUGAGGACAUAUGAAACAGAAAGACUGUUGGACGAUGAUAGUGGUAGCUGGUAUGGAGAACAAAUAUUUCCAAGUCAGCCGAGGAAAAAUUUACAGAGUUUAGGGAAUUCUAGUAUCUUCAUUGGUUUUAGAGUUCCAUGUUUGCACAAGUCCUGCACAU
Molecule: messenger RNA, 904 nt
Organism: Sclerotinia trifoliorum
Lineage: Eukaryota; Fungi; Ascomycota; Leotiomycetes; Helotiales; Sclerotiniaceae
Source: the annotation of a GenBank genome assembly